AUGGCCGAGAUAAAGAUGGAGGACGCGGGCGUGCCGCUUAUUCUGCCCUCUGCUCAGCACGAAUGUAGCCGUAAGUGGCCUCCUGCCGAAGCCAUUGAUAUAUAUACCAAGACUGACGCGUUGAAUCCAGAUGACGGGAUUCCAGACAUGCUGCAUACCUGCUACCACCCCUAUCACUCAGCCUACAGCCCGGCACAUUUGCCUCCUCUUCUAUUCCGACUAGAUGCUCCAACAGAGCCGCCUAUGCCCCGUAUAAUUCGGUAUUUAACCAAAGACGGGGCAAUCUCCUAUGUCAAGGAGAGUAACGCAAUCAAAGACUUCCAAUUUCUGCUACGAUAUAUCUCUGUUCGCGUAUCCGGCUGGCUCCUGGAAUACUGGAUGAGGACUGACCCCCGCCUCACGUAUCGAGAUAUUAAGGCGCGAAUGACAGCUUCUCCGAGUGAUAUUCCAUCUGACAACGCGCUAAACAUGCGUCGUGAGCGCGAAGCCCGCCUGCCGCUAGGUCUCUCCUGCUGGACCACGCGUCGUGGCGAAAUCACCAGAACUGAAGUUGAAAGGGUUGAACGCUGGUCUCAGCCGCAAAUCUCCUUAAAUACUACCAUGGAAGUUGAACAUGCCACGUCCGCCAGGACAAACGAAAUGACCCCCGUUUGUCUUCUAAUGAGGCGUCUCGAUGGAGGAAAACCUCAGCGAUAUGUCCUAGAUACGUUCAUGGACGGAAGAGAAGGGCCGCAUGUACCUGGGCUGCGUAUAACGGCUGCCAUUCAACUUCUGUAUCAACUUCAGGACUUCGCUAAUGUACUGGACACAAAGGACUGGAGAUACUUACCCGGAGAGUACCUCCCGGAGUCAUGGAUUAGGAGAACUGGGCCUCGAACCAAGUCCCAGGCUGGCAGUUCAACUGACAGCGACAUGAAGUUUGACUUGAUCGCCCCCAGCGAAAGUGGGAAAAAGAAAAUGAACGUUGGCAAGAGAGUGGGAUAUCAGGCAGCAUACUCUGAGGGUGGUUCAGAAAAGGAAAACAUGAAUGAAGGAGGAUGUCAUUGUGGUGCAGUUAACCGUCUGAAGGAGGACGAUGAAGAUGCCCCAUCUGACAUGCCAGGUGACCAGCCAGCUCUCGGCAACAUGUCAUCUCCCAUUCACUCAAAGCAGAAUACUGUAUGGAAGUUUGCUGGCUCUGCAUCGCCUUCACAGCAGGUCUCCUACUCUUCUUCACAGCCUGAACAGAGUGAUUAUUAUGGAGAACAGCCACAUACAAACACCUUGUCUGAUCCAUCUUGCAUAGACCAGCCUGUUAUCCAAUACAACCCCCAACUUACAGUGAACAUCUACGGUGCUCCAUACAAUGAAUCUUCCCUCCAGCAGCAGUCUCAAAAAGUAUUGUCUAUUCCAUCUUCAGCCCAGCAUACUUCACAGGAAACGUUGAACCAGCCUCCGCCGUAUUUCAGCCAGUCGUACGAUGGAGGAAACGAAUUCAUGUCGAAUCAACAUCAGACACCCAAGGAUCAGGGAUCGGAUUUUCUUUCCAUGAGCCCUCCAAGUCAGCAGUAUGAAGUUCCCGAGCCGUUUAGAUUCAAUGGAGCUGGCCUAUUUUCAAUCCGGAACAACCCUGCCCAUCGUCUAAAUACCAAUACCUCCGAGGUGAUGGAGAGAAACAACCCGUUUCUUGACCUCGACUCCCCCAGCAUAGCCAACCAGCGAUCAUUUGAUGAUUUCUUUACUGCAGAUCUUGAAUAA
Molecule: messenger RNA, 1737 nt
Organism: Arthroderma uncinatum
Lineage: Eukaryota; Fungi; Ascomycota; Eurotiomycetes; Onygenales; Arthrodermataceae
Exons: 2
Coding region: 1-1737 (578 amino acids)
Source: RefSeq, a predicted model, not a curated record